AUGGCCGAGGUUAUGAACUCCGCCCCAACGCCAGCACCCGAACCGAAACCCGUAGAAAGCCAGCAACCACAAUACACGUUCAAGUUCAGCGAAUUUCUGCGACGCGAAUAUCGCUUUGGCCUUAGUCCUGAUCGUCCGGUAUGCAAGGCAUACCUCCAGGGUCACUGCCCGGAUGGCAAUAGGUGCCCAAACAAACACAAUGUCUCUUCAUCCUACAACAAUCUAGUAUGCAAGCAUUGGUUGCGUGGCCUAUGCAAGAAAGGCGAAACAUGCGAGUUCCUUCACGAGUACAACCUACGACGAAUGCCCGAGUGCUCCUACUACGCCCGGACACAAACGUGCUCCAACGGAGACGACUGUCUGUACCUACAUAUCGACCCCGAGGCGAAGCGCCCCUCAUGCCCACACUACGAUAGAGGCUUCUGUCCGCUUGGGCCAUACUGCGCGCUCAAACACAACAAGAAGGAGAAGCUUUGUCCCUUCUACCUCUGCGGCUUCUGUCCCGAGGGUAAGAACUGCAAGUACGGUGCACACCCAAGGUUUCCUGCCGAUCUCAAGAAGCCUGAGGUCCGUGUGGAAAAGAGCCCUGAGGAGCUUGAGGCCGAGCGAAUAGAGCGCGAACGCGAGAUGAUGAGAAGAGAGGAGGAGGACCGUGAGCGUGACGAGAGGAACGGUCAUCAAGGUGGCCGCGGUUUCAGGGGCAACUGGGACCGCAAGAAGCGUGGAAGAGGAAGGGGUAGAGGUGGCAGGGGACGAGGAGACUAUUGA
Molecule: messenger RNA, 768 nt
Organism: Alternaria arborescens
Lineage: Eukaryota; Fungi; Ascomycota; Dothideomycetes; Pleosporales; Pleosporaceae
Exons: 2
Coding region: 1-768 (255 amino acids)
Molecular function (GO): RNA binding; metal ion binding
Source: RefSeq, a predicted model, not a curated record